CCAAGUCUUGGAAAUACAAGGUCGACGAUAGGUGCAUAUUCCGAGGGCCUUGUCGACGCAGGUCUUUCACGGAUCCCACCGAGGGACUCUCAGCUCCCCAAUCGAUCAAUCUAUCAAGGCUCGGUUCAGGAAAAUUUAACUCUUCUGGGAAGUGGUCGUGCGGUGCUAAAUGCAAUUUCUGCGGAUAACCGGGUCCGUGAUGCAGCUGUGCCGACCUUGUUUUAUCCUGACCUACACAAAAGGAACAUAUUUGUUUCGCAUGAUGAUCCUUCGCUUCCUCCACAGGUGCUGAAGGAACAGUCUGUACCCGGUUUCUCACUCCAGAGCUCGCACUCCCUAGGUCGAUGGAUGAACGCAUAUUUCGACCCUUUCAGUGCUGCUACAGAACGUGGAAGGAUGGCGCCGUUGCUUUUCGGCAUGAGCUCAUUGAAACCUCUCAAGACUGGGAAGCACUCGGAUUGCCCUGUUCGUGUCCAUUUGUCUUACCGACGCCAGAAGAGAUGUCUCUGCACUGAAAGGAGUACAAAUGUUUUGAGGCAGCCCAGAUAUUGUGCUCAUAAAAUCCACAUUGGCCACGGAAUACAAUGCCUAGUCGGACAAAAUGUGGUAUUUCCAACGUGGUGA
Messenger RNA from Penicillium robsamsonii, 624 nucleotides. RefSeq lists its product as uncharacterized. The annotation marks the transcript as partial. The record is from RefSeq and is a predicted model, not a curated record. The transcript has 3 exons. NCBI's taxonomy places the organism in Eukaryota, Fungi, Ascomycota, Eurotiomycetes, Eurotiales, Aspergillaceae.